Molecule: messenger RNA, 2230 nt
Organism: Histoplasma capsulatum G186AR
Lineage: Eukaryota; Fungi; Ascomycota; Eurotiomycetes; Onygenales; Ajellomycetaceae
Product: ribonucleoprotein
Exons: 5
Coding region: 511-1923 (470 amino acids)
Cellular component (GO): cytosol
Molecular function (GO): mRNA binding
Source: RefSeq, a predicted model, not a curated record
CAUUUCUUUGAACAAGUUUUCCUUCUCGAACCAAGAUAUCUGUGGGAGUUUGCCUGUGGAUCUAGAGAGAUAAAGACUGGACCCGGUGCUGUCUUUUCUCCUUUUCUGUCCCGAUACAAAUUUAGGCUUGCUGCAAGUAUUUCCGUACCUGUGGGCUUUCUGAACUUCUGAGGGCUGUGGGCUUUUCUUGAAAACCAUACUGCAAAAUUUCCUGUGGGACUUUCACUUGUGGGUUCUAUAGACGGAGCAAGUAUUUGCCUGUCUGUCAUCUGUGGGCUUGAAACUAGUGGGUAACUGAGGGCAACCCAUUUGCGGGUAUUUUCGAGACAAAGAUCUCGAGUUCAAUAGGACAUAUAACAGCCAUCUAAUAGCUGUUUGUUGCUUACUGUUCGAGUGAGGGCUCAAAUUGUCGCAAAUACAAACCAAAUACACAGUGGGUACUGAGGGUACUUUCAGAGGUUGCUGCACAGAUUUUGUUCCAAUACCUGUUUGACUUGAAAUUACGACAAUAUGUCAAAAAUGAAAUCAUCAUCGAAGACUAGCAAAGGAGAGGACAAGGUUGUGUCCAAGGUUAAGAAUGGCUCUGUGACAAAGGGUUCUGUCGCUCCAAAAUCGAAGGUCAAAGAGAUGGCCAAGAAAAUUGUCAAGGAAGACAAGAAAUCUAAGAAGAGGGAGCCAUCACCUUCGGAAUCGGAGUCAGAGAGCGAGUCCAGCGAUAGCACCGAGGCCUCUAGCAGCGAAAGUGAGAGUGAAAGCGAGACAGAGACAAAACCUGCUCCCGCUAAAGCCGCCACCAAGACUGCCAGAGUUGAGCCCGAAUCUGAAUCCGAUUCCGAAUCCGAAUCCGAUUCUGAACCGGAGGAAUCAUCCUCGUCCGAGGAUGAGAAGCCUGCAACCAACGGCAAGAAGGUGGAGACAACUUCCGCUAUUGAAGAAACGAAACCAGCUGCCAAAGCUGCAGCAAAGGAAUCAACUAUAGAGGAGUCUGAUAACGACAGCGACGACAACGAUAGUUCCGAGGGAUCCGAGGAAGAUUCAUCCGAUGAAUCAUCCGAUGAUUCGGCUGAGGAAUCAGAAGAAGCAAAAAACACUGAGGCUGAGAAGCCAUCUUCCAAGUCUCAGAAGCGCAAGGCUGAAGACGAGGAGGAGGAGGUCACCGCACCCAAGAAAACAAAGGUGGAUUCCAAUGAGGGUGGGAACCUCUUCAUUGGUAACCUGUCAUGGAAUGUCGACGAAGAAUGGCUCCGAUCCGAGUUCGAGGAAUUCGGUGAGCUUGCUGGUGUGCGCAUUGUUACCGACCGUGACAGUGGCAGGUCGAGAGGUUUCGGAUAUGUUGAGUUCACCAACGCUGCGGAUGCGGCCAAAGCUCACGCAGCCAAAAAGGAUGCGGAGCUCGACGGCCGUAAACUGAACGUCGAUUUCGCCAACGGUCGUUCCAAUGCUGCCCCAAAAGAGCGUGCGCAGUCCCGCGCUCAAAACUUCGGUGACCAGACGAGCCCCGAGAGUGAUACCUUGUUCAUCGGUAACAUCGCAUUUAGCGCAAACGAGAACAUGAUCUCCGAGGCCUUCGCGGAACAUGGAUCGAUUCUUGGUGUGCGUCUCCCCACCGACCCAGAGUCUGGCCGUCCCAAAGGCUUUGGCUACGUACAGUUCUCGUCGGUCGAUGAGGCGCGUUCCGCUUUCCAGGCCCUCAAUGGUGCUGACCUUGGAGGGCGUUCGAUGCGCCUCGAUUUCAGCUCCCCUCGCCAGAACUCUGGAGGCGGUGGACGUGGUGGAGGUGGUCGUGGUGGCGGUCGUGGUGGCGCCCGUGGUGGACGUGGUGGUGGAGGCCGUGGUCGUGGUGCUCCCCGUGGAGGCCGUGGUGGCAGCACCAAUCGUGGUGGAUUUGGCGACUACAGCGGUACGAAGACCACAUUUGAUUAGAUCACACGAAAUGCUUUCGGUGGUGAAUUUUCCAUAUGUCAAGGAUGUUUUGAAUUGACGAUUUCAGUUGGCGCCAUGGAAUGACUCCCCGCCAAAGGUAAUGUAUGAUAUACCUGUUUUGGUUUUGUUUUGUUUAUUCUGGCUUCUGUUCAUGUUUAUUUGUCUUUAACCCUCUCCCCCCUAAAAGUUCUUAUUUUGGUUUAAUGCAGAGGCAAUUCCUUGGACCCGUUUAUAACCUCGAUAUUAUGAUUUCGAUUAUAUAGUUGUUCUAUAAGUACUCGUAACGUGCAAUUCAGAUGUAACUCUU